Messenger RNA from Pseudocercospora fijiensis CIRAD86, 474 nucleotides. RefSeq lists its product as uncharacterized. NCBI's taxonomy places the organism in Eukaryota, Fungi, Ascomycota, Dothideomycetes, Mycosphaerellales, Mycosphaerellaceae. The record is from RefSeq and is a predicted model, not a curated record. The transcript has a single exon. Gene Ontology annotation, biological process: anaphase-promoting complex-dependent catabolic process; protein K11-linked ubiquitination. The annotation marks the transcript as partial. Gene Ontology annotation, cellular component: anaphase-promoting complex.
GGGCUGAAGGAAAUCUCAUCACUCGCCUCUUGGACCGUAAGCACUGCAAAGCCAGGAAACGGCGUCGCGGCACUUCGAUCGCCUGACACAACCACAUUCUGGCAAUCCGAUGGCCCUCAGCCACAUCUCCUGAGCAUCCAUUUCUUCAAAUUGGUUUCAAUAGUACAUAUGAGAAUCUAUCUCGACUUCAUCAGUGACGAAUCAUACACACCCACCAAGAUCCAGUUCUUGGCGGGCAUGGGCGUGCACGAUAUACAAGAAUUCGCCGAGAUGAGCUUCGAGCAGCCAACUGGUUGGAUUGAUGUCGACUUCAGCAACGUUGGCCCCAUUCAAGAGGACGAUGAUGAUGACGACGGGUCUCGAGACAUCGAUUGGUCAAAGCGCCCCGUGCUGCGAGCGUUUUUGGUCCAAGUAAGGAUACUCGAGAAUCACCAGAACGGUAAAGAUACGCACCUUCGCGCCGUUCAACUUUUC